AUGAUGGUAAUAUCACUGAAUACCUUGGCGGUUAUGAUACCUGGAAUAGUACCGAAGAAGGUAAUCCUUGUCAAGGAGAAGGUUGAAAUUAAUACUCCUCUCACCGCCGCCAAUUCUCGCAUCGCGAAAAAGCCCUAUGUCUUUUAUGCGACUAAAAGUGCUCUUUUCAAGGUGAUGACUUACAACAACAGCAAAUCAUCUGAGGUUGUGGCUUAUGUCCCCGGCACCAAGUUGGGCGCUAUCGGUUUCGGUGGGAAGGUCCACCUCUUCCAGAAACCCCCUCGAGCACCCGACAAUUAUUUGAACUAG
Messenger RNA from Penicillium samsonianum, 309 nucleotides. RefSeq lists its product as uncharacterized. Lineage: Eukaryota; Fungi; Ascomycota; Eurotiomycetes; Eurotiales; Aspergillaceae. Bases 1 to 309 code for a protein of 102 amino acids. The record is from RefSeq and is a predicted model, not a curated record. The transcript is spliced from 2 exons.